Equus caballus (horse) is the source of this 2347-nucleotide messenger RNA. It is a transcript of the gene CPLX1, whose product is annotated as complexin 1. Lineage: Eukaryota; Metazoa; Chordata; Mammalia; Perissodactyla; Equidae. The record is from RefSeq and is a predicted model, not a curated record. Gene Ontology annotation, cellular component: terminal bouton; SNARE complex. Gene Ontology annotation, biological process: synaptic vesicle exocytosis; regulation of neurotransmitter secretion; neurotransmitter transport. Gene Ontology annotation, molecular function: syntaxin binding.
CGCGGUGCCCUUCAGCCGCCGCCGCAGUUCCCGGCGCCACAUGGACCCGGCCGGCCCGAGCGCGCUCCGCCGCUGACCGCCCGCGCCCGCCCGCGCCCCGGCCGGAAGGCAGAAGACUGCUGGCCACGCUCGCAUGUGAGUUCCGACCCUCGGAAGAACUGCUGAGGAAACACAACCAUCGUCAUGGAGUUUGUGAUGAAGCAGGCCCUGGGAGGGGCCACCAAAGACAUGGGGAAGAUGCUCGGGGGUGACGAGGAGAAGGACCCUGAUGCUGCCAAGAAGGAAGAGGAGCGCCAGGAGGCGCUGCGGCAGGAGGAGGAGGAGCGCAAGGCCAAGUAUGCCAAGAUGGAGGCGGAGCGCGAGGCCAUGCGGCAGGGCAUCCGAGACAAGUACGGCAUCAAGAAGAAGGAGGAGCGCGAGGCGGAAGCCCAGGCUGCCAUGGAAGCCAACUCGGAAGGCAGCCUGACGCGGCCCAAGAAGGCCAUCCCGCCGGGCUGCGGGGACGAGCCAGAGGAGGAGGACGAGAGCAUCCUGGACACGGUCAUCAAGUACCUGCCCGGGCCGCUGCAGGACAUGUUCAAGAAGUAACGCCCCCGGCGGUGGACGGCGGCCCGCCGAGCCGGAGCCCCCACCCCCGACCGUCCCCUUCGCCCACCCCCGCACAUGCCCUCCGCGGAGGCCCCCGAAGGGAUGUCGGGAGCAGAGUGCAGCCCCCCAACGCCAAUAUAAGCCAUAGUCCUAGGUGUGUCCGCCCCACGCCCCUCACGCCUCCGGAGCCUCCGCUCACCUCUCCUCCCCACCCCCUGCACUGCCAUCGCCAUCGCCACCGGGGAAGGGGCGUCCGACCUCUCCACCAACAUGGCCCCUGUGGUCUGUGCUGGAGGCCCCGGGGACUGGUCCACGUGCUCCUCUGGCCGCGGGUGAGUUGGGCCCUCCCCCCGAGCCGUCCUGGGACGCCCCUUGCUCCCACCCUUCGCCGCUCACCCAGCAGCGCCGGAGGCCGGGGCCACGGAAAGGGCCAGCCCCUCGACCACCCUCGGUGCGCCGUCCCUGCGUUGGUGGGCGUUUGUCCGGGCCCAAACUCAGGAGCACAGCCAUACUGGGGGGAGGCGCUCGUGCAGGCAGUCAUGGGGGCUGAGAGGGGCAAGCAGCUGGUGCCUGGGUCCCCCUGGGGCAGGGGCGGGAAGCCCUCCGGCUUGGGAUCAGCCUGGCCCCCCACCACCUCCUCCCCCACCGACACCUGAGUUGCUGGAUCUCUGCAUUUUCCUGUCCGCGGGUUGCCCACCUCUCUCCAUCUGCUCCUCUCAUAUUCUUCGUCCGUCUGACUGUCUUUUCCUCUCCCUUCUUGGCCCACUCCCCUGGAGGGCUUUGCUUCUUGGGAAUGCCCCGGCCCCGAUCUCUUCCAACCCAAGAGAAACAAAGCAAUAGGCUUAGGAGGAAAAGCUCAGACUCCGCCCCCUCCCCCCCCGCCCCUGUAACUCAUGCUCCCCUCUGAGUCUGGGCCCUGCGGCGCCCGGCCCACUCCCCUCCCUGGUUGGCACCUCCAGUCCUCUCCUCCGAGGCUGCUCUGGGGGGAUCCCCUGCCCUCUGGCCUCUGACCUUCCGCGGGAGCCGGGGAGGAGACCCGGAGCCCUCGGGGGCGCGACCUGUGCGUCUGGAGAGGCGGGUGGAGACAAAAGGCCCGUCCUUCCCCUCCUCCACCGUCCCCUCCUCGGCAGAGUGCGGCCUCCAGUUGGGGGCCAAGGGGUGUCCCUGGCCCAGCGGGGGCGGCGUUUGCCGGAAACCACCGCGGGCCGACCCACCUGGCCUCCCGGCCCUUCCGUUUUCUCCCUUGUUUAUUCUGCAUCACAAUAUGUUGAAUCUCAGGUAAAUGAGGUCUUCUGCAUCUGAGGAGUUUUAUCUCGACAGAAAGCCCUUUCUGUCCAUAUCGAGAAGUCAUCGUGUCCACGUGCUGCGGGCCGGGGCGUGGCCCUCCUUGCUCUUAGAGAAGCCAUAACACUAGACGGCAAUACGCGCCGCGCGCCCCUCCGUCCAGGGACGGAGAGCAUGUCCGCCGCCCGCGCUGCGCCCGCGUCCUGCGCCCGCGCCCGCGCCCCUCCCCGUCCGUCUUUUUUAAAAGCGUGUUUUCACACUUUAAAAAGCCAGCUCUGAGCAGGCAGGGCGUUGUGUCGUAGAAACCCCGCAUCGCUCCCCGCGCAGGGGGCGCCCGAGCAGCCGAGCUUGGUAGACCGUGGAUGUCGUCUGUCCGUCUGUCCCCGCGCUGCGCCCCCUCCUGCAUGUCGGAGGCCGCCGCGUGUGUUCCCUCCGGAUGGAAUCACAGCCAAUAAACACCGGUGAUUUCACCCUG